Messenger RNA from Eremomyces bilateralis CBS 781.70, 851 nucleotides. RefSeq names its product ribosomal protein S8e. The transcript has 3 exons. The record is from RefSeq and is a predicted model, not a curated record. Gene Ontology annotation, cellular component: ribosome; cytosolic small ribosomal subunit. NCBI's taxonomy places the organism in Eukaryota, Fungi, Ascomycota, Dothideomycetes, Eremomycetales, Eremomycetaceae. Bases 116 to 727 code for a protein of 203 amino acids. Gene Ontology annotation, biological process: maturation of SSU-rRNA from tricistronic rRNA transcript (SSU-rRNA, 5.8S rRNA, LSU-rRNA); translation. Gene Ontology annotation, molecular function: structural constituent of ribosome.
CUGCACCGAUCCUCCUUCGAUAUCGUCUCCGUCACAUCGAAACCACAUUCUGGACCAUUACAGGGACGAAACGCUGACUUUGUUUAUGAUAUAGCCUACUACAUCAACCGCAAUCAUGGGUAUCUCACGAGACUCGCGCCAUAAGCGCUCCGCCACCGGCGCCAAGCGUGCGCACUACCGCAAGAAGAGAGCUUUCGAGAAAGGUCGUCAACCGGCCAACACUCGCAUCGGAGCGAAGCGCAUACAUCUCGUCCGCACCCGCGGCGGCAACCGCAAGUUCCGCGCCCUCCGCAUCGACUCUGGCAACUUCUCCUGGGGCUCUGAGGGCAUCGCCCGCAAGACCCGUGUCAUCGUUGUCGCCUACCACCCGUCCAACAACGAGCUCGUCCGCACCAACACCCUGACCCGCUCGGCUGUCGUGCAGAUCGACGCAGCGCCGUUCCGCCAGUGGUACGAGGCGCACUACGGCGCCAACCUGGGCCGGAGAAAGCAGCAGCAGGCCAAGGGGGGCGAGGUCGAGGAGAAGAAGAAGGAGAGCCGCGCCCUACAAGAGAAGCACGCCGAGCGACAGAAGACCGCCAAGGUGGAGUCGGCGUUGGAGAGGCAGUUCGAGGCCGGUCGGCUGUACGCCGUGGUGGCGUCACGGCCGGGCCAGAGCGGUCGUUGCGACGGAUACAUCCUGGAAGGGGAGGAGCUGGCUUUCUACCAGCGUGCCAUCAGGAAGUAGGGGAUGUUAUGAUCUAGUCUCGGCGAAAAUUCAUGGUGCUGGGUUGCAUCCGGAAAACUGGUGUAUCGUUCAACUGCUGCAUAGGGCGUUACCAAUCAUAAGAGCGUCAAAAUUCCAAAGACGU